Molecule: messenger RNA, 733 nt
Organism: Aricia agestis (brown argus)
Lineage: Eukaryota; Metazoa; Arthropoda; Insecta; Lepidoptera; Lycaenidae
Product: protein lethal(2)essential for life-like
Exons: 1
Coding region: 126-644 (172 amino acids)
Biological process (GO): protein refolding; response to heat
Molecular function (GO): protein folding chaperone
Source: RefSeq, a predicted model, not a curated record
AGUGAACUGCGAACAGCGAAAACGACAACUUCGUUGCGUUGAGUAUUGUGAAUCGCCAUUUGCCGGUCACUAACAACAUUAAUAAUUCUGAUUAUAUCGCGAUUUACAAGCGUCUGACUUAAAAAAUGUCCUACUUUCCGUUCUACAUCGAGUGCGAACAGCCUCGGCAGCAGCGGCUAGCCGAUCAGCAUUUCGGCUUGGGCCUAACUCCGAGCGACUAUCUCACGAUCCUGGCCCUACCGCAGGGCAAUAGUAACUACUUGAGACAAUGGCGGAACAUGCAGGCGGCGAAUCGAGACACGGGCUCCACCAUUAAAGAAGACAAAGACAAGUUUCAAGUAAACCUGGAUGUCCAGCACUUCGCACCGGACGAGAUUGAAGUGAAGGCGGCCGAUGGUUUCCUGAUCGUGGAGGCCAAACAUGAGGAGAGAAGAGACGAGCACGGGUUCAUCUCGCGGAGUUUCGUCCGGAAGUAUCCUCUGCCGGACGGAGUACAGGAGGAUCUGCUGACGUCUAAGUUGUCUUCCGAUGGGGUUUUGACUGUCGUCGCACCUCUGAAGGCUCCACCGAAGGCGUCCAACGAGAGAAUAGUUCCCAUCGUGCAGACCGGGCCCGUGAGGAAGACGGAAGGCGAAAGCUCCUAAGUGUUGAUUCGUGAAUCGUGAUCAUUCCAUUAUGUGUUGUGUUAGAUUGUGCAUUUAUUUUUGAGGUGAAUAAAUUCUAGUCAUUUUAA